Messenger RNA from Triticum turgidum subsp. durum (durum wheat), 495 nucleotides. NCBI's taxonomy places the organism in Eukaryota, Viridiplantae, Streptophyta, Magnoliopsida, Poales, Poaceae. The record is from the annotation of a GenBank genome assembly.
AUGACUAAUUUGCAAGGUACAGCAGCGCGGAAGCAGCAACAGUCAUGUUCUCAAGCUUUGAUUUUGUAUAUAGAGCUAACGAUCCAUGCCCAAUAUGAAAAAAUAUCAUUUCUGCUUGGUCUUUUGUCCUUGGACCCUUCAAGAUGGCCAUCCCCCACUCCAUCAGAGUCCCUUGCUAUAAAAAAUCAGAAGUUUUCAGAUUUAGUUGUCAAAUGCUUAAUUAAGUUGACAAAGGUUCUUCAGAGUACAAUAUAUGAGGUUGACCUUGAUUGCAUUCUUCAAAGUGUUCAUAUUUAUUUACAAGAACUUGGAAUGGAAGAGAUACGGAGGAGGGCUGGAGCUGAUAACAAGCCAUUAAGAAUGGUCAAAAUUGUGCUGCAUGAACUUGUAAAGCUACGAGGCACAGCAAUAAAAGGUCACCUUUCAAUGGUUCCUAUAGACUCUGAGCAUACAUUGAUCUUAAUCUCCAGACCCUUGCAGCAGCUAGGAUGUUAA